UCUCUCUCCCCCUCCACGGAAGACGGCAUCUGCGCCGAAUCACCGCCUGCCACCACCGAGGACCUGCACAGCAUCACUGACACCCCUCCCUGCGGGUCGGCGGUGGCCUCCCCGACCCUCCCCGCGGCGCCGUUGCCGGGACAAGUGGCGACGACGACCCCUUCGCUAUCCCUCUCUUUCCUUCUCCAAGCGGUGCGGUGAUGAGGAGCAGUCGCGAAGCAUGGUUCCGUCGAUGGAGACGGCGAUGGUGCGAUGGAAAUUGAUCGAUUUGCUGCCACCACCGCCACUGCUGCUCCGCGACGUGCUUCGUGGUGGUGACGAUGGUGGUAGAUACCGCCUGCUCAUCUCGUUGGCUGCCGCCCUCCCAACUAUCGUUGCCACUCUAGCCCAUCACCGAUCACUCCCUCGAGCUCCGCCGCCGCCCUACUGUCGCGUUGCCGCUGCCUCCACCGUCGCUCUGCGACGUGCUUCGUGGCGGUAACGAUGGUGAUGGCUGCUCAUCUCGUUGGCUGCUGCCGUCGGAUUCAUCGCCGCUAUGGCCCGCCGCCUGCCACCACCGCCGGUCUAGCUCCCUCCCCUACAGACCGGUGAAGAGGAGAGAAAGACUGAAAGAGAAAGAAAAGGGAGUGAGGGAGGAGGAAGAAGGGAAGGUGGAUGACAUGUGGGCCCCACAUAUCAAUGACAAAUGGGUUCCAUAUAUAUUUUUUAAUUUAAUGGCACAUAAACGCCACGUUAAAUGUCACGUGAGACGAAGACUAGGUCAACACCGCCACGCUAAUGAAACUGCCCUCCAAAACCACCGAGAGAGUAAAAUUGCACUGGUUUUAAUAGUUCAGGGGUUGAGAUAUUUAAUAUUACGGUUCUAUUCGGAAAAAGUCCACUUAGACUCCCUAAAUUGUUCACCGAAUCUAAUUCGUGACCCUUAACUGCCAUACCGGGUAGGACGACUCUCCAAAUUAUUGAAACCAGUGCAAUUUAACUCCUCUAGCGGUUUUGUAGGGUGGUUUUGCUGACGUGGCACUGACGUGGCGGUGCUCACCCGAUUUGUUGAUGUGGGACCCAUUUGUCAUUCAAACAAAAAAAAUAUUGUGGGACCCACCGACAUGUGGGGCCCACAUGUCAUCCUUUCUCCUUCCCUUCCUCCUCUCUCUCUCCCCCUUCUCUCUCUUUUCUCUUCCCCCUUUGGACGCAUCGGUGGUGGCGGCGGCCGAGGGCUGGAGCCGCGACGGCGGCGUGCAGGCGAAGGCUGCGCCACCGCCUGUCCCGUCAUCGGAGGGCUCGAGGAGGACGCCGGCAAAUCUUGGGGAGGCUGCAGGGGACCCGCGGGACUAGGCGAGGGCGUCAUGCGCGUCGCUGCGGCUCGCCACGCUGCUCAGGGCGGCGUGCCUCCCGCCGCGCGCCCGCGCUUGACGCGCGCGCUCCCCGCCGAGCUGCUCCUGCCCCUGUCACGAUUCACGACCGCGUCGUCGUCGCCAACUCCGGCGACUCCAGUGUCGUCCUCUGCCGCGCCGGCGUCCCCGUCCAGCCGCCCCCCUCUCCGUCAACCACAAGUCGGUGCGUGCAGGGGACGGCUACCUGACAACGCGCCCAGGGCGUGGGCCGCGCUCCACAAGCUCUCCGUCUGCUGCCCGGGGCUCCUCCACGCCGGCGUCCUCCUCGAGCCCUCCGAUGACGGGGCAGGCGGUGGCGGCCAUCGCCUGCACGCCGCCGUCGCCGCUCCAGCCCUCGCCCACACGCCGUCGUCGCCACUCCGGCCCCCAGCCACCGCCGCCACCAAUGGGGCUGCAUCGCGCUGCUGGCCCGCCAAGCAAAGGCAAGCUUGA
Oryza sativa Japonica Group (Japanese rice) is the source of this 1823-nucleotide messenger RNA. The record is from RefSeq and is a predicted model, not a curated record. NCBI's taxonomy places the organism in Eukaryota, Viridiplantae, Streptophyta, Magnoliopsida, Poales, Poaceae.